Messenger RNA from Musa acuminata AAA Group (dessert banana), 3889 nucleotides. RefSeq lists its product as uncharacterized. The coding region runs from base 94 to 438 and encodes 114 amino acids. Lineage: Eukaryota; Viridiplantae; Streptophyta; Magnoliopsida; Zingiberales; Musaceae. The transcript is spliced from 2 exons. The record is from RefSeq and is a predicted model, not a curated record.
GAAACAGGGCAUCGUUCGAACAAAACCCGACUCGGUCCGAACCGGCUCCAGGCGGCCUUUUCGAGAGAGCCCAAAAGGGCGGCAGCGGCACCGAUGGAGGACGACGGCGACGACUGGUUGGCCGCCGACAAGCUCGAGCACCUCCUCGCCUGCUUCGCCAUCGCCAUCCUCGUCGCCGCCCUCGCUGGCCGGAGCCGCCACGCCUUCCUCCGCCGGCGGAGCGUUGCCCUCGGCUCCAUCGCGGCCCUUGUCGCCGGGGCUGGCAAGGAGGCCGGGGACGAGAUCGGACUCUGGCAUUCUGCCGGCGCCUCCUCCAAGGACGCUGCGGCUGACGUCCUGGGCGUGCUUCUGGCCGCCGUCUUCCUCUCCAUCUCCAGGAGGUUCUGGCCCUCCUCCCGACGCGAGAUCGAAGUGGCUGCAGAGGAUUCGAUUGUCUAGAUCCGACCAGACUUCUACAAACCCUAAACAUUUCGACAUAUUUCACAAGAAUAUCUACCUACCUUCUCUCCUCUCCAAUCCAAGAAGCCCUGGUAAAGUUCUUCCGUUAAUAUCAUUAUUGACCGCCUUCUUUCUCUGCUUUAUAUAAUUUCUUCUAAUAUAUAUUUUGAAUUUUCUUGAUCUAUAACAAUGUUUCUUGAAAAUGGAACUGGUAGAAGAAAUCCUUUGAACGAUUUAGCAAAAUGGAGGGUGUUAGGGUGUUAGCCAACAAAUAUACCGUGGCUGACGAGUCAGCACGGCUAGGUCCGCGGAUUGAUGUCGGGAGCUUUAUGUAGGGUGAACUGGAUGAUGAGGUGGCCGUGCCCUCGGGAAGGAGUGCUGGUUGGCGUGGGUCGAAGACAGCUCUCCUUUGCGCGGUGGAUGACGUCCGAGGUUGAGGCGCUCGCCGCUCACGUGUAGUUGUUCACCUGCAAAAAUGGUCCUCGCUGAGUGAUCCCCGGCUUUGGCCCCUCCGACGAGCAAGUCGUGCAAAAAUGGAUUGGUUUUUAUCUCUUUUUUUUCCUUUUCUUUUUUUCUCCCUUGGGCCUCGCUGGCCAGGGGCUUUAUAUUAUUGCACGAGGGUCGGUAGCACGUCGAUUCGGCGUGGCCACUGACCCUCGAGGGAUGGGAUGACACAUCUGACCAAUCGCUGUCCCGGGACGUGCGGAGUAGCAUCAUACGGCACCGCCCCGAGCUCUCGGGACGGGACAUGUGGAACAGCUUCUCGGUACGGUUCUGACUUAGCGUGUGGUGUCAGCUGAGACGUAUCUGAGGCCAAAAUACGUAUCAGAGGGGAUGUUAAUAGAUUUCAUAUGAUUGUUGAGGGUUUCAAUGUUUCCAAAAUCAAAUAUGAUCAAUUGAUGAAUAAAGCUAGAGGUGGUUUGGCGGUGGAGGUAGGAAAAGUAGCAGUGGUUAGGGACUUCUCAGUUUCAUAGUUGGAAGUACUGCUAUGUCAAUAAACUUAGAUUAUAUCAAACAUCUUGCUAAGACUUUAUGUUCUGUCAUUUAUCAAUGAGAAGGAUUCCUAGUUUAAACUACUCCUUGGGAUCCAUGAUGAAGGAAAAUAAGGAUUAAAGCAAAUAAAGAAAAAGGGGGUAAGUUUUUUUUUUUAAUCUCUAUUUGUCAUUGUGGUGCAUAAUAAACAUAUGGACAAGCCAAGAUAAUAGAGAGAGCAAUAUUAUGAUAGUAGAAAACGUUAAGUCAUAGGUCUUUAGUCGAGACUUAUUUCAUUGGUAUUCAAAUGGUUCAUUCUUGCUAUCAUUAGUAUUUUUUUUUUUUGGAAAAAACAUUAAGUAAACAUAUGAGGUAAAAAAAAUCUCCAUAGUUCAUAGCACCAAAGCCUUAGUUUAGCAUGAUUGGCUAACCAGUUAACAGAUUCAUUUCAUUUUCUAUAUACAUGAGUGAUUAAGAAGGAAUAAAAAAAUUUUAAUGUAUGUCAAAUAUCCUCAAUCAAAUUUCACAAUACACAAGGACUUUUGAGAACACGAACCAGCUAAGAUUCCUAUUCUACAUAUAUCAACUUGACACCAUAUUGUAUCAUAAUCUUAAGUUCAAUACACUUGCAUCCAACAAAUAAAGGAUCACCAGUAUCACUUCUUAGAAGAAAAUCCAAACCUUGUUACUCUAUCUCCUCAUAGGAUCCAUCACAACUAAUAACCUGUUUGUGGUCUACACUAAGAUAUACUGUGAUGCAUUACAGGUUGGGCUUUGCUUCCCACUCCAUCUAUUAUUCUUGGUGUGGUUCAAGUGACGGAGGAUAUCACCAUCUCAUAUGACACCCAACUUGUGGUGCUAAAUCAUUUCAUUCAUCGGAGAGUGUUGUCAUGUAGACAUAGCCCCAACCAUUAUUCUAUUUCAUGCAUGCUCUCAAGAGGGGUUUAAGGUUAAGGGCACCUGAAGCUCCAACAAGGGUUGGAAGGGAUGCUUUUCUUUAUUGGAUGGGAUAAUUUCAAUCUUGUGUGGUCAACUCACUCUGUCCCGAAUCUUUCCUUGAUACUAUUCUUAGAGGAAAAUAGUCAAGUUCUUCAAUUGGUAGAGACAUUAUCAUCUUUCUUAGCCAUCAAAAGGAUUGAAGAAGGGUGGUUCAUUGAAGUUGGUUUGAGCCUGGUUCCUUUGGGUAUCAUUAACGAGUGGAAGAUCGUCGCAUGUCUAGCACUUGUUUCCUAAAUAGAUAUCUCGGUAAGAUACGAUAAAACAAGGGGCAUAAAAGAAGGCCACAACUAGAGAAUCCACUCCUUUGGUAGAGACGGAGACCCUAAGAGAUCGAAGUUCUCGAGGGAGUCAUGCUCGCUGAGGUGGUGGCUAAGAGAUGCAUCCCAAAAAGCUCGGGGUCAUCAAGAAGCAGAGGAUCUCUAGCAUGUCUACAUCGAGGCCAAGCUUUAUCACCACUUCGGGAAGCCACCCUCCAUCUGACCUCCUAGUGCUCGAGAGUGAGUCAAUCGAAAAGAAUACCUAAUGCCAAUAUGUGUGAGAUUUCUACAAACACAAGCCCAUACCUUUUAUGGCAUUUUAGAUAUCUAAUUUGCUUGAUUCAUUACUUGGGGAGCUAUUGCAAUCGUAAUAGGAUCUCAAUCCAACUGACAUCCUAUGAAAGAAUGGGAAGAUGAUGAGCCAUUCCCUAUGGGGUGUGCUUAUCCCCCCUCUUGGCCAAACGGUGUACAUGGUGUCUUCAAAGUUGCUAAAAGCUAAGGAGGCACAACCACUAUCUGAUGACCUAAUAGAUCGGGUUGGCAAUUCCAGAUCCAUAAUUUUCAUCUUGAACGAAGAGGUGACAAACUUUGGGAGCAAGUCAUCGAGCUAGAGGUGCGAGUCAACCCAUGAAAAGUUGCCAACAUAAAGGCGAAGUUGGUCGAGGCAUAGGAUCUAGUUGAAUCAUUUCAACAUAAUAAUGCUAAGUAGAGAUCGACUCUAAAGAGAAUUUGAGAUUACAAUUGUCAAAUUGAGAAUGAAUUAUUGAAGUUUCAAAGCCAAAUCCAUACCUUGGAGACUCAAGUGGUUAAGUUGAUAGACCACAUGUAGGCUAUAGCAUCGUAAUGGGCGACAAAAUCAUCAUCACCUAUAAGGAGCUUAUCGACUUUAAGAAGGGGCUUCUUCUCCAAACGGGAGAACCCAUCACUCUGAUGCUGACCAAGUGCCUAUAUUUAUAAUUCAAGGAUCCCCCCACGGUGAGUAGUCCAAGGACGUGAGUAUUAAGAUGGAGAUGAAGCAAGGCUUUAAUGAUAAUCUCGAGUCAUCAUUUGAAGCAUUUUUUGCGUAAGAAAGAUGUUAGUGUCAAGGGUGAAGAAGCUAUCAGUAGAGAAGUAUGCUUAGGACUUAGAGAUCUACUUUUAUCUUUUUGUGGAUCGGAUUUUUGUAUUUGUAAUACAUUCGACUCUCUAUAUGUACUGUCUUUCUUUUUGAACCUUGAAUGAAA